UUGGCCCUGCCGCGCAGCCGUAGGCCGGUGGCCUCACCAGAGCGCCGGCCCGCGGCAAUUUGCGGCGGCCGGGAAGAUGUCGCUAUUGCGGUCACUGCGCUUCUACCUCUUCGCGCGGACGGGGAGCUGCCAGAUAGGGCCCCCUCCGUUGCAGUCGCCCCAGCCAUGGCACACAUUUCACGCUGGGCCCUGGCUGUCUUCCUCGGCCUCCAGCAAGGAGCUCCUUAUGAAGCUGCGACGAAAAACGGGCUAUUCCUUUGUAAACUGCAAGAAGGCUCUGGAGACUUGUGGCGGGGAUCUCAAACAGGCAGAGCAUUGGCUGCAUGAACAGGCCCAGAAGGAGGGCUGGAGCAAAGCUGCCAAGCUGCACGGCAGGAAGACUAAAGAAGGCCUGAUUGGGCUGCUGCAGGAAGAAAACACGACUGUGUUAGUGGAGGUAAAUUGUGAGACAGAUUUUGUUUCAAGAAACCUAAAAUUUCAACAGUUGGUGCAGCAAGUAGCCCUUGGAACCAUGUUGCAUUGUCAGAGCCUGAAUGAUCAGCUCUCCACAUACAGUAAGUGUGGGGUUUCCGUGUGGAGCUGGGCUUCCUGUGACAGGAGUGGCUUGAAUGCAGACGGGAACGUGAGGGACUCUGUUCGCCAGAGAAGACUUCUGUGCCUCUCUCCAAACAUUACCCCGUCCACAUCCCUGUGUAUGUACAGAUCCAAGUAAAGGAACAGUUUCCCCACGAGACCAGGAAGAGCUGCUGACAAGAACAGAUGGUAGCUUCCUCCUUGAAUCAGAACACCAAGCUCUUUCUAGAAGCUGCAUUUGAAAAUGACUAAAAGAAAGCCAGACUCCUGCACCCAAAGUGAGGAGCGAAGCAGAAGUGCCUGGUGUUCUAGGGGACACCUUCCCCGGCCCCAGCUUCCAACCAGCAGCUAGGUUUACUCACUGAUAUAACACGAUAUUUGAUUUCUGCUGCUGAUCUAUGAUCUCAUCCGGGACCGCAGACUUGAUAAUAGAACGUCGGCCGAGGGUGUCCUGUAGGACCUUCAUCAGCUCUGGGCUUGCUGCCUCCUUGUCUCCCUCGAUCACGCCGAUUUCAGCACGGCCCCCUCGCUCCCUGUCCCGAAUAUCCUUUGCCAGAAGCAUAGCCUGUCAACGAAACCCAUGCAAACACUCAGCUCCUCUGUCCCUGCCCCCUUCUGCCUGAAGCCUUUGGAAGGAGCAGCCUACACCCCAGACCAGAGUUACCCUGAUGCCCCCAGGGGGGCAUCACAGACCCACACACUUAGCCAGUUUCUACUCCAAGGCGGAGGUCCGUCUUGAAUCUCAGGGAAAAGCCAGUGAGGAAGGAGGGAGGAAAAGUACCCCGUGGCCAGGCCUGAGGGAGAGGAGAGAGCAGGGAGACGGAAGAGCUGUACCU
Messenger RNA from Artibeus jamaicensis (Jamaican fruit-eating bat), 1409 nucleotides. It is a transcript of the gene TSFM, whose product is annotated as Ts translation elongation factor, mitochondrial. The record is from RefSeq and is a predicted model, not a curated record. Gene Ontology annotation, cellular component: mitochondrial matrix. Lineage: Eukaryota; Metazoa; Chordata; Mammalia; Chiroptera; Phyllostomidae. The coding region runs from base 77 to 712 and encodes 211 amino acids. The transcript is spliced from 5 exons. Gene Ontology annotation, biological process: mitochondrial translational elongation. Gene Ontology annotation, molecular function: protein binding; translation elongation factor activity.